GUAUGGAAGAAGUACCACCUAGUCCCGAAGUUGUGAAACGUAAAAAAACUCGCCGUAAACAUGGAUCUUCCUUCGCCCGGCUAUCUUUCCAAAACACAUCGUCCAACACCGAGAUCAAACAUUCGCAUGAUAAGGUGCCGGUCGAAUCUACCAAACCGGAAGAAAAACCGGAGGAUAGAGAAAGCAGUACGCAAACAAUCAAAUCGACCAGUCGGGUACCGAAAUUGUCGGAAAUUUAUUUUGACGAUAACAGCGAGGAAAUACAAACGGUGAAAGGAAACCCAUUAGCUUCGGCCAUUCUUCUCGAGAAAGCAAAUGCCAUCGCCUCGCCAAUUAGAGUGCCAUCAGCUGAAUUCAUUGCUGCCGAGAAUGAGGAGUUUCUUUCCGUCGCUGAGCUUGCCAAACGGAACAUCGAUCAACUGAAAGAUGCUGGAAGGACUAAUGCCAAAAAGAAUGCAGCUAAUUAUAGCUUUACCCAGUUGGAUCUGGACUCUCAAAUGAUUAAUAUUUUCGAGGCUGCUGAACUGUUAGCAUGUUCUGCAGUAGAAGAUCAAUCGAAACCUCUCGAAAGCGCGGUGCCAGAUGAAGCGGUAUCUGAUGCGAGAAUGCUGUCAAAUGUUGUAAUGGAAACUCGCCCGGAAAACAUUGCUUCAAGCAUCGAACCAGACCCUAUUUGUCAGCGUAACAUAGUUGAGACAAUACUACACGAUUUCGAGGAAGAUGUUGGGGUCUCGUGGGAGAUCGAUUUUUCCAAGAUACAGCCGGAAAGCGUACGCCAGCGGCUUCUACAACUGCAGGACUACAUCGCAAGUCCUCCAAAGUCAGUGAAAAAGAAUUCAGUCUGUCGAUCAUACGGGAACCGGAAGCGCGAUUCCAUGAAGAACUCUGUAGUGCGUCGACUAAGCUACGAAACGGAUUGUUCAUCCAGGGUCGAACAACCAUUAUCCGACGACGAAUCUGUGACCCAUUCCGAAAAAACCGUCGCCGACAGUGAUGAGGACAUCUCAAUGGACGGUGUGGCGCUGAACGAAAGUGUCCUUAUCCAGGCAAACCUAACGCAAUUAUCAGCCUUCUUUUCGCAAGCCAUCGUCAGCCGGUCCGAGAGUGAAGAUCAACCGAAGGAAGAGAAUCGCGAGGAUACCUCAUUAGAUCGGGAGCCUCCGUUUUAUGGAUUCACGUCCGAACCGUCGUCUCCGAUUUCACUCGCUCCGGACGAACCAUCUUCACCGAGAGUUUUGAGGUUUGAAUUCAAACCGUUCGAGGAUUCUAGUGACGAUAAUUUACAGUCGGUGGACAAUGAUGCCGUUACGGCACCGGCCCAGAAAUGUCCUCAUAUCGAGCAACUGCUUGACGAUGAUGAAGAUUUUCUUAUGUUGGCUCAUUCAACCGAGGAGAAAGAUCGCACCGACAGAACUACAAGCCCUCGUGGGGUUAUUAAUAACGAAAUUAAAAUUCCAUUGAACGUAGGUUCCAGCACCGCCAGAGAUGGCUCGAUAAAAGUGUCCGAUGCGGCGUUGAUCAAAGCUGGGGCAAUGUUUGCCGAAGAGGAGGCAAAAAUGUUACAUGAAAAUGAGGAGAGAUUCGGGUCGGAAACAUCUUCCACAAACCGAGGACAAAGAGCCGAAUCAACUUUAGAAGUGCAAUUCAACAAAUUACCAACGGCUCAUAUUGAUGGUUGCCAACAACAAAUACCUUCGGUGGCCGGGUUUAGUACUGCCGGAGGAAUAUCGAUCGCAAUAUCUGCGGAAGCUCUCGCAAAAGCACGAUCACUAUUUGAUGAAGCAGAGGUGAGCGAGCUCGAUCACAUCACAAGCUUAGAGGAAGCCAAAAGAAAACUUAAGACAGCAACGGGUACCAAGGAGAACCCUGUUCCCAAUGUCCCGUCCUUUACCGGAGGCUUCAGCACAGCCGGUGGAAGUAAGAUCAGCGUUUCAAAGAAGGCUUUAGAAAAAGCACGUGCAUUAUUUGAUGAAGAGGAAGCGAAACUGCACGAUCAAGGAUCGUCGACCAUUUCCUGCGAUCCACCAUUCACAGGAGGUUUUAGUACGGCCGGUGGAAGCACAAUCGCAGUCUCGAAGAAAGCCCUCGCAAGGGCGCAGAAUAUUUUCGACGAAGAAGAAUCGAAAAUGGGUAAAGAAAAUUUCUCCGGAAAUGCGCUACCAUUGGGUGCAGGAUUAAAUAAAGCUCUUGGAAGUAAAACUAUUCAAGAAAGAGCACAAAAUAUGGUUAAAAAAGAGGAAACUAAAGCACAAGAUAUAGGAUCACCGUUUGUUUCUAGUGAUCCUCCAUUCGUGGCAGGUUUUAGUACCGCGGGAGGAAGUACAAUAUCAGUAUCGAAACAAGCAUUGGACAGAGCAAGAACAUUGUUUGCCGAAAAUGAAGCACAAAUCGAAAAUCAGCAUGUAACAAUACAAAGGGAACGAGAAAAUGAUCCACCUCCUCCGAUGGUAUGUGGAUUUUCCAACGCUGCUGGAAAAAGCCUGCAUGUGUCGGAGUUAGCUCUCGCCAAAGCGAGACUUAUGUUCGAGCAGGUCGAACAGGAACUCGAACGAGACCAAAAUCUUUCGCUACCGAACAACAACGAAAGAAAACGGAAAGCUUUAUCGUCACAGGAGGAACCAACGACGCCCACGAAACGUCCCCGCAUGCACCACCUCCAGUCGGUGGCGGUGGCAACGUUUCAAACGAGUACACCGGCAUCGGUGCUCGCUAAACCGACGCGUUCCUCCAAUUCCAACAUCAAUGCACCGGCCCCAUUCCUAGCUGGCCAAGAGGUGGAUAAUUUUUUUGCCGAAUUAGAUGACGAAGAGUUUGUGGAGCUUUUUUGCAAUGAAGAAAACCGUCCCCCAGCCCAAGAGGAAGGCGUGAAGAGGCAAACUAAACUGUUAACAAAGUUUGAACAGUGUGCCGACGAAGAAACGACGGUCAAUACUUCCACGUCGCACUGGGACGAUAGUUUUACCGAACUCCUGCCGAAACUGGCAUCGGACGGGCAGCGGAAGCAAUCCUCCUCGCCGCCGGAAGACGUUCAGCGUCAGCGAAGGGAAGCGUUGCAGAAACAGGUGGAGUAUGUCGAUAGUAAACCGGAGGAAAAGUGUCGUCGUAGGGUAUCAACGUUCUGCAGCAAGAAGUUACAACCCGAUCGGGUUGGUUUGGAACAGUUUGUCGGGGUCGGAAUUCGACCAACGCUGGGAGCGGUGAUGAAUGCUGGCACGAGCGUAACAAUGAACAACGUUAUGACGUUUCGAUUCAGCAUGAUCGAUUACUAUGGCGAAGCUUUGUGCAAUAGUAAUACCACGGGGAUCCCUAUCGGUUCCGAUGGGGAAGCCGUCCUGCUGAUGGACCAUCACUCAACAGUCGGUGUGGAAGAGAUGAGACUGUGUUUUCUCGCCUCGCUCGGCAUCGACCCACGGCUCGUGCCCUCCGGUUGGGUAGAGAACGGUUGGCGUUGGAUCGUCACCAAGCUGAGCGCGCUGGAGCGAAAUUUAAACGAUCACUUCGCCGGUGUCCUAACUCCGGAGAACGUGUUUAAUCAGUUACAAUAUCGUUAUCACAUCGAGAUCGAUUGCGCUCGCCGGCCACCGCUGAAAAAGGUGCUGGAAAAGGACGAUAUUCCCAGCCGCCGGAUGGUGCUGUUCGUGUCGAACGUUUUCCCCACCGACGGUACCAUGGUGGAUCGGGAGUUGGAACUUUCCGACGGUUGGUACGCCGUCCGUACGGUGAUUGACUCCCCACUGGCUGCCGCCGUUCGCCAAGGGAAGAUAACGAUCGGCACCAAGCUGAUGGUCCAGGGCGGGGAAUUGCUGAACCACAAGGAUGGAUGUUCGCCACUGGAAGUGCCACCGGAGGUCCGGCUGAAGAUCCAUACGAACGCAACCCGGCGCGUUCGGUGGCCGGUGAAGUUGGGUUACUACCGGUGCCCGAUGCCGUUCCUUACGCCGUGCAGUGCGAUCGUCGAUCGGGGUGGUUUGAUUAGUCGUCUACGGGCGAUGGUGGUACGCGUGUACCCGCUGGUUUACGUGGAGAAGUCCUCCAGCGAAUCGCGUGGCUCCGUUCUACGCUCGGAGCGAAUGCAGCAGCGGCACAGUAGAAGGAACGACGCAAGCCAGUUGGACAGUCUACACAAGCUGUACAACCAGAUACAGCAGGAAAUUGAAAGCGAGCGACGGACCGCCAACACGUCGAGCCGGAAUGUUCGCGUGACGGAGAGUACACCUUGUUCUCAGCUGCAGAAAUUGCUGGAAGGUGGACUCGACGUUUCCUUUCUCGAUAUGGAACUCACCCUUUCGCAACAAGCCGUAAUACAACGGUUCCAGCAGCAGCGUCAGGAAGAGCUAGAGCAGGAGAUCAACCGGCGGGUGAAGUCACAGAUGGAUAAGCGCUCCGGUCGUUCUUCGGUGACUUCUUUGCUGAAGGUUCGCUUGAUGGAUCGCGUGAAACCGGAUCGGGCUUUCGUGCUGUCCAUCUGGCGUCCAUCGGACGACGUACGGUUUACGAUGCAGGAGCAAAACUACCUCGAAGCAACCAACAUCACCGCAAACGGAUGCAAGAACAACGAUGUCCAGCUGACCGCACAUAAAAGCAGCACUUACAGAACGUUGCCAAACCCCGGGGAGGUUUCGAACGCACUUGUAAGGUUCAACCGUGCCAUCACUCCGAUCGCCAGCAUCGAUCCACCAUCGUUCCGUCCAGCGUUUAGCGAGUUCGACACGAUCGGUGUGGUGGUACACGUCGGCAGCGUGGACUCGAAAAAGUUCCAAUCCAUCUACCUCGCCGACACGGCCAUGGAGUUGCUGUGCGUGAACUUUUGGCAUGGGCUGGCCGAGUACGCGUACGACGAUGUGGUACACGAGCGGACCAUUCUGUGCGUGGCGAACCUGCAGUGGCGUACGAUCGGUCGGCAAAACCAAGCGAUUCCACAAUCGUUCGCCACCGAGUACACGACGUUCACAGAAAAUCCACGCUCCGGGCCGCAGCGGGCCGAAUGGGACCGCUUUCAGCUGCAGCUGGAUGCGAUCGAUGCGGAUGAGUUUUUCCAACGCUGCCAGGAGAAGGUACGUGAGCUGAAGGACACCGUCGGGGGCAUCGGUACACUGGCGACGGCGACGACCGGGAGCUUUUCAACGCCAAACGCCCAGCGCUCGAUGUCACGGAUGCUUCUAGCGCAACAUUCCACCCCCCUCGGAGCUGGUGGCGGGGGAAGCCUGGCGCAGCGUAAGAUUGAAACACUGUCCACGAUUUACGGCAGCCCGCCCAAACUUUCACCGAUUGUGAUACGUUCGAAUCCGAUCCUACGUAAAGGAUUUAAAACACCAGCCCGGCUGGAUGACGGCCAUUCCGGUUCACCGGCGUCAAAAAACUGACACGUGGCGGUAAGAGCUUUGUCCUUUCGAUCGUCCACUGAAAAAGGUGGCUAUUCGAUACUCAGGGUACUUCUUCUUCUUCUUGGGGGUCCGCGACAGCCGAGCGGUAGCGCCGGUUAGAAAAUCGGCCCAUGAGCGCUGGGGCUCACCACCUCGACGGCGUGGGUUCGAAUCCCAACCGAGACCGGACCCUCCCCUGUACGAGAGGACUGACUAUCCACGUACAAUAGGGUAAAAAAUCUCGUAAGCCCUUAACGGGCAGGCAUGACCAAGAGGUCGUUACGCCAAGAAGAAGAAGAAGAAGGUACUUCUUGUUGGAGACGUGUUUUGAUGUUUAUGUUUUGUUGAAAUAUAAUACGUUUCUUUCGUUAUGCA
This is a messenger RNA of Anopheles coustani, 5738 nucleotides long. Its product is annotated as breast cancer type 2 susceptibility protein homolog. The record is from RefSeq and is a predicted model, not a curated record. Gene Ontology annotation, cellular component: nucleus. The transcript has 4 exons. Gene Ontology annotation, biological process: regulation of DNA-templated transcription; double-strand break repair via homologous recombination. NCBI's taxonomy places the organism in Eukaryota, Metazoa, Arthropoda, Insecta, Diptera, Culicidae. The coding region runs from base 3 to 5363 and encodes 1786 amino acids.